UGAGGUGAGGUGAGUGAGGAAGGAGUGUGGGUGUUUCCCCUGGACCUCUCCUAAUCUGGACCCCCACCAUGCCCUAGCCCCAUCACUGCUCUGGCUGGGGCCCAGAAUCAGCCCCCCCCAAAUCCUUGGGGAGUCAAUGGGGCUCUGUUUUGUCCCAAAUCCUGUGGAGAGAACCAACCCAUCACUCCCAGGCCACAGUGGGACCUGCCUCACUGCUGUCUGUGGAAGCCCCCAGGCCUGGGCCCACUUUGGCCUGGCCUCCCGGGUGUGGGGCUGGGGUGUUUGGGCUGAGAUCUCCAAGAGCUGGAGGAAAACCUUGCCCCCUCCCCCCAAUCCCCAUGCAGGGUUCCUGUGCCUGCGCUCUGAGAAUGUCCUGGUCUUUGUCCUGGGCAUCACCAUCCUGGGUGUGUGCCACUACACGCUCACUGUCAAGGGCAGCCACCUGGCCACUCACGGCGCCCUCACCGAAUCCAAACGCUGGAGCAAGAUCUGGGCAUUUUUCUUUGUGGAGGUAUGCACGGCCUUCCCUGCAGAGUACGCCAAGUAUGGACACGUCAAGAUACACCAUGGCUACACCAACGUGCUGGGCCUGGGGGACUCGAGCACGUGGCGGCUGCCUAGCCUCAACCGCUACGUCUACAUGUUCCUUGCGCCUCUCUUGAUCCCUAUAAUAACCCCACUGGUGGCUGUUGAGCGGCUGAGUAACGUGGAGCGUAGGACGGCUCUGCGGACGCUGGGCCUGAUUUCCCUGGGCCUUUAUUCUCACUACUGGCUGCUCUUGAACGUGUCUGGCUUCAAGAGCCCCAGCUCAGCCCUGGUCUGCAUGCUCAUCACCAGAUCCCUGCUGGCCCACCCUUUCCUCCAUGUCAACAUCUUCCAGCACAUCGGGCUCCCCAUGUUCUCCCGGGACAAGAAGCCCCGACGGAUUCACAUGAUGAGCCUGGGCGUGCUUAACCUGCCCCGGCUGCCCGUGCUGGACUGGGCGUUCGGCCACUCCAUCAUCAGCUGCCACGUGGAGCACCACUUCUUCCCCAGGCUCUCUGACAACAUGUGCCUGAAGGUGAAGCCUGUGGUGUCCCAGUUCCUCCAUGAGAAGCAGCUGCCUUACAACGAGGACACCUACCUGGCUCGCUUCCGGCUGUUCCUCAGUCAGUAUGAGGAGUUCAUGGUGCGGGCCCCUCCGAUCACCGAGCUGGUGGGGCUGCAAUGAAGGCCGGCUCAGCACAGGCACCCUGCUCCCCUUCCCAGGCCCAACCCUGGCUGUCCUGCUCCCACUUGCCAUCCCCGGGGCUGGGAAGGUGCAGGCCCUUCCCCAGUGGGUGUGGCUGGGCUGCGGGUGGUGGACCUGAAGCGUGGGGGCACUGGGUGGGCAGUGAGGCAGGGAUCUCCUGCUGGGGGCCCUGGGGGUCACCUGCCCUGCUUGCUUUUCUGGGUUGCGAGGGCUCUCUGCAGGAAAAGAAUAAAGGUGGCUGGACAUUCGGGGCAGUCUGGCCAACUUCAUCUCAGGACUGAACAGCUGGAUUCCUCCCCUGCCAUGCCUGAGCCUUGGGAGGGCUAAAGGAGGGUGACAAUGAGGGCAGGCCCUGUGCAGGGGCCAGGCUAGGAGGGGGCGCGGAGAGAGCAGGGUCAGCCCUUGGCGAGGGCCUCCCGAAUGCCAGGAGAGCCGUACACUUAGUUGGUUACUGUUUCUUCCGGUGCCCUCGGAGGCCCUGUCCCCUAAGGAACUCUCUCCCCAGGGACCACAAGGGGAAGGCUACCUUUGGCAGACCUUCCUAGUUUCCCAGCCAGAGAAGCCUGUGCAAGACACUCAGCCUGGCUCAGCAGCUCC
Molecule: messenger RNA, 1828 nt
Organism: Hipposideros armiger (great roundleaf bat)
Lineage: Eukaryota; Metazoa; Chordata; Mammalia; Chiroptera; Hipposideridae
Gene: FADS6
Product: fatty acid desaturase 6
Exons: 5
Coding region: 137-1210 (357 amino acids)
Biological process (GO): lipid metabolic process
Cellular component (GO): membrane
Molecular function (GO): oxidoreductase activity, acting on paired donors, with oxidation of a pair of donors resulting in the reduction of molecular oxygen to two molecules of water
Source: RefSeq, a predicted model, not a curated record